This is a messenger RNA of Zingiber officinale, 1662 nucleotides long. RefSeq names its product pectinesterase-like. The record is from RefSeq and is a predicted model, not a curated record. The transcript has 3 exons. Gene Ontology annotation, molecular function: pectinesterase inhibitor activity; pectinesterase activity. The annotation marks the transcript as partial. NCBI's taxonomy places the organism in Eukaryota, Viridiplantae, Streptophyta, Magnoliopsida, Zingiberales, Zingiberaceae. Gene Ontology annotation, biological process: cell wall modification.
CAACGCCGCAAGCUCAUGAUGAUUGCCGUCUCAGUGAUCCUCGUUCUCGCGGUUUGCACGGCAGCUGCCAUUGCCAAUUCUGCUGCUUCUUCUUCCUCCUUCUCCGCCUCCUCCCUUAAAUCUUCCUCCUCUUCCUCGACCUUGUCCUCCUCCAACUCCACCAAAGAAUUUCAAGUUCCCAACGCCGUUCAAGUCCUCUGCUCGCUGUCCGACAACCGCACUGUCUGUGAAUCCAAAUUGAAAGACGCAGUCAACUCAACGUCUACUCCUAAAGACCUCGUCCGUGCUACUGUAGCCAUCAUUGUCGACGAGGUCGGCAAAGCAUUCGACCACUCCGACACGAUCGGGACGAUGGCGGUAAAGAGCGCCGUGGAGGUCUGCCAAAAGCAGGUGGCGGAGCUCAACAGCGCGCUGAAUGCCAUCGACGCUUACCACCUGAACCAGCUCCCGGAGCAGGUGCACGAGCUCAAGAACUGGCUCAGCGCGGCCGCCACUUACCAAGAGACCUGCAUCGACGGCUUCCCUGACGGGGAGCAAAAGGACAAGAUACUGGCCGCCAUGACCACCGCCAAGCAGCUGACAUGCAACGCUUUGGCCAUCGUGGGCCGCUUGUCCUCGUUCCUUUCGCUCAUCAAAAUCGGCGGCGGGAGCAGCAGCCGGCGUCUCCUCGCCAAGGACCGAUUGAUCGAGGAGGAUGGGGUUCCCAACUGGCUUCGCGACGGCGACGUCAAACAGUUUCUCCUCGGCGGCGCAGUCAAGCAGCUGACCCCUAACGUAACAGUGGCCAAGGACGGCAGCGGAGACUUGAAGACCAUUUCCGAGGCGCUUGCUAAAAUACCAAGAUCCUACAACGGCCGGUAUCUGAUCUACGUGAAAGAAGGCGUGUACGAGGAGCAGGUGGUGGUGGACACGAACAUGAUCAACGUCACCAUGUACGGUGACGGCUCGAGGAAGAGCGUGAUCACCGGAAGCAAGAACUUCGUCGACGGCACCCAGACAUCUGAAACCGCCACCUUUGCGGCGAUCGGGAACGGAUUCAUUGCAAUAGCGAUCGGCUUCCAAAACACGGCGGGCGCAGCGAAGCACCAGGCGGUGGCCCUCCUGGUUCAGUCGGACCGCGCCAUCUUCCUCAACUGCUGCAUCGAGGCGUACCAGGACACGCUCUACGCUUACACCAACCGUCAGUUCUACCGCGGGUGCGUCAUCCUCGGCACCAUCGACUUCAUCUUCGGCAACGCCGCCGCCAUCUUCCAGAAUUGCAUCUUCAGCUUGCGGCGCCCCCUCGACAACCAGCAGAACGUCGUGCUGGCGCAGGGGCGCGCAUGCAUCUACGAUGACACGGGGUUCGUGGUCCACAACAGCUACAUCGGCCGUCCCUGGAAGGAGUUCUCCCGCACUGUGGUCAUGGAGUCCGACAUCGGAGAUUUCAUCAGUCCCGAGGGGUACAUGCCGUGGGACGGCGACUUCGCCCUCAAAACACUUUACUACGCGGAGUACGGGAACAGGGGAGCUGGCGCGGACACCUCGAAGCGCGUCAAAUGGCCGGGCUUCAAGGUGAUCAGCCGGAACGACGCAGUCAACUUCACCCCGACGCCCUUCAUACAGGGAGAUGAUUGGAUCCCUCAAACCGGCACGCCGGUACGCUUAGGCUUGUAUGAUUGA